This is a messenger RNA of Oncorhynchus gorbuscha (pink salmon), 2765 nucleotides long. Its product is annotated as A-kinase anchor protein 12-like. The transcript is spliced from 4 exons. The coding region runs from base 487 to 2229 and encodes 580 amino acids. The record is from RefSeq and is a predicted model, not a curated record. NCBI's taxonomy places the organism in Eukaryota, Metazoa, Chordata, Actinopteri, Salmoniformes, Salmonidae.
ACGGGGUGAGAUAGAUGGUGUGCAUUUGCGGAGCCGCAGCUGCGCGUCUGUUAAUACCAACGCGACCCUCACGUCCCCGCGCAAUUCUCAACACUGGGUUGGCUGCUUCAAGACAUGAGGAUGCAAGCGGGGAUUUAGUUUCAGUGUCUUUUACCGUCUGGAGCAGAUUAUUACCUUUCUCCCGCACACAGAAACGGAUUUAGACACACGAAACAAGGUGGACAACAUGUCAGUUCAUGCUGCAACAGCUCUGAUAGGUUGGAGGACGACCUCUGGAAGUUGUCAUAAUUACUGGGUUCGUGGCCCUCAUUCUCACUACAGAAUAUGAUGCAGAGGCCCUCCUCUCCAAAGGGAAGUUGGAUGGGAAUACUGCCAUACGUGUCAGCUCGUGAUCAAUGAACUCAGUCCAUUCAAUCACUAAAGGAACUAACCUGAACUACUGAAGAAAAAGUGGGGAUACAACGACACAGACAUCUCUUUGCGGAUAUGGCGGCGACAGAUGCAUGUUCAGCGCCUGUACAGGAAGACGGCACCACCACCGAGACUAAAAAAGAGGUGGAGCCCAAAAUCUCAGAGACUGUCCCAGAGGCUGUCACGGAGGCUGUCACGUCUCCACCCGAAGAGGCACAUCCAGCCGGGGAGACCAAACAGAGCACAGAGCAGCCGGCCGAUGGCAAAGCUAAACAGGCCUCUGAGAAUAUUUUCUCUUCCUUUCUGAAUAAGAGUGGGCUGGGAAAAGUCAUGGGAGGGAAGAAGAAGAAGGAGCAGAGCACUGAGGCUGUGGAGGCUAAUGGAGAGGGCAACACAGAGCAGAAAAAGGCCUCUGACCAAGCAGAGGAGCCGGCAGCCAAUGGCACAGAGGCAACGGCUGAGGACCAGGCCAUUGAGAAAGCUCCGGAGAACCAGGUGAAGGUCCGAUCCAAAUCCUUGGACAGGUUAGAGGACCCUGGGGCCCUCAAUGCCACACUGGAAGAUGCCCCGGCAGCAGAAGGAUCAGAGAAGCCUGCGUCUAGUGCAGCGACCAAACACAUUAAACGCUGGCAUUCCUUUAAGAAGCUUAUGGCCCAGAAGAGUCACAAGAAGAGCACAGAAGAGUCUAAGGAGGCUGAAGGUAGCGAGGGUGCAUCUGGGGGCACGCCUGGUGACUCUAGUACACUGGACUCCAAGGCUUCAGAAUCCAGUGGCCAGAAACGGUGGAAACUGAAAAGGUCAUGGACAUUCCAGGGACUGAAAAGAGACCCGUCAGUCGUAGGCAUCAGCAAAGCCACUACGGGUGAGAAGGCGGAAGUUGAGGAAAAUGCCACAGAGAACGAUGAAGCGGCUGCGCCUGAAACAGACGAAGCCAAGGGGCAGGUAGACGGUGAAACACAGAAGACAAACACAGACAGAGAGGAGGAAAAGGGAGCCACCGCCGCCCCACACAAAUCAAUGAACCAACACGCAGAUGACAUUUGGACCUCCUUCAAGAAACGCGUGAUCCCCAAGUCCAAGCGGUCAGCAGACACGGUGGCUGCCAGCGGGGAGGAGGAAGGUGCUGCCGCAUCUGAACCGGCCGAGCAGAUGGAAGAGGCAGGCAAAGAGCAGGCCAAGUCGGCCAAGGCCAAGCGAACACAUUUUAACCGUGCCGUUUCGCUGAAAAACUUCAUCAUGCGAAAGGGGAAGAGCACCAGCGUGGAGCAGGGAGACGGAGCUCCGAAGGAGGGUAAGGAGGCGGCAGAUGGGGAGGCGAAAGACACAGAGGACGAGGCUGCCCCAGCUGGCACGUCUGACAGUCAGCAGGCGGCAGACGGGGAGGCGAACGACACAGAGGACGCGGCUGCCCCGGCUGGCACGUCUGACAGUCAGCAGGGAGAAGCUGACGCUGCCCAGGGCGAGAGCAACGACAAAGGAGAGGCUCAGGUGGCCAAUGAGCACACAGUCGCCGAUGGAGAGGCAAAGGAGCUCGCAACGAGCACACCGUCUGGUCCUGAGCCAGAGAAGGCCAACUCAGCUGAGCCUGCAGCACCGGCAGAGCCUGCGGCAGAAGUGAAAACCAACUGUGAGAAUGGUUGCUCGAACGGCACGCCCGAAGAAGAAGCCACACACAAUCAUGAAAUGACCCUGAAAAAGGACGGACCAACAGACGAGGCCAAACAAGAAAACACCAACUCGUCGAUGGACACCAAGAUCCUGAACCUCGGCACAGGAAAUGCAGUAGCCCAAAGCGAAAAAAAGGCGGGAAACGUGUGACGACACACAAAGAGGAUUAGAUCUGCAUGGGAUUCGUUCAGCGAGGAGCUUUGAUCACCCCCCCUCCCUCCCUCCCUCCCUCCCCCCAAAACCGGAAUAAUCACAUGUUUACGCCACAAUUCACCAUGGUGAGAGCGAUGCAAUCCAUAUAGAUGAAAAAAAAUACUCCAAAGCAAUAAUUCAGUCAUCAAUCAGUGCAGUUCUUGCUUACCAUUCCAUUAUCGAUGUAAAUGUUUUGCUUGUCCUCUACUAGUGAGAUUUUAUAUUGUCAAAAAAAAAGGAAAACGUUACAUCCUUGUCAAAUGUUCAUCUCUAUGAUCUCUCAUUCCAGAAGAAGAAAAAAAGACUUAGUUUUAUAUCAAUUGCCAUUUUAUUUGUAGUUUUGUCAAUAGAUAUUUCAAAGUGCACCCGAGAACACAUUUGAAAUGAUUGCCCCCCAAUGUGGAUUAAUGAAGUAAUGUGUUCUAAUCUCUUUCUGUGUUGUUUUUAGACUGUUGUGUACAUGAAUAAACCACCAUAAAAUAUUAAGUCAAAAA